AUGAUCUACAAAGCUAAACACAGUAUUCAUGUUAGAGAAAUAAAGACUCCACAUGUCUGCCUUCAAGCUCCAUUUGCUCCCUCUUCAGGUUAUUCAAAGCUACAAUUCUCGCCGUUAUCACCGGCAAAGCCACCACCAGCUGGAACGCAAUUGAAAAUAUCAAGUGUAUCAGAAACAUAUUCGACAAAACUAUCCAAGGAAGUGAACGAAAUUAUAGAAAAAUUAAGGUCUAAUGACAGAAGAACUCUUGAUAUUGGCAGCAACAAUAUAUCAGCUGAAGGGGCAAAAGCAAUUGCAGAAGCCUUGAAAACAAACCAAACAUUAACAGCUCUUGAUAUUGAGAACAACAAUAUAUCAGCUGAAGGGGCAAUUGCAGAAGCCUUGAAAACAAACCAAACAUUAACAGCUCUUGGUAUUAACAGCAACAAUAUAUCAGCUGAAGGGGCAAAAGCAAUUGCAGAAGCCUUGAAAACAAACCAAACAUUAACAACUCUUCAUAUGUACAAUAACAAUAUAACAGACGCAGGGGCAAAAGCAAUUGCAGAAGCCCUGAAAACAAACCAAACAUUAACAACUCUUGACAUAAGGAGCAACAAUAUAUCAGAUGCAGGGGCAAAAGCAAUUGCAGAAGCCGUGAAAAAGUAUAAAGUGUGUAAGGUGUAUGACUAG
Molecule: messenger RNA, 669 nt
Organism: Didymodactylos carnosus
Lineage: Eukaryota; Metazoa; Rotifera; Eurotatoria; Philodinida; Philodinidae
Source: the annotation of a GenBank genome assembly